This is a messenger RNA of Cornus florida, 1775 nucleotides long. Its product is annotated as protoporphyrinogen oxidase, mitochondrial. Gene Ontology annotation, cellular component: mitochondrial inner membrane. Lineage: Eukaryota; Viridiplantae; Streptophyta; Magnoliopsida; Cornales; Cornaceae. Gene Ontology annotation, biological process: heme biosynthetic process. The coding region runs from base 72 to 1580 and encodes 502 amino acids. The record is from RefSeq and is a predicted model, not a curated record. Gene Ontology annotation, molecular function: protoporphyrinogen oxidase activity, oxygen as acceptor. The transcript is spliced from 18 exons.
CGCUCUACACAUAAUUCAGAAUAUUUCAGAACACGGGUUUAGUACCACAGUACCAGACCAAAAGAGAAGAAAUGGCUGGCGAAGAAGAUAAGCAAAGUUCUGUUAAAAGGGUCGCUGUUGUUGGUGCUGGUGUUAGUGGGCUUGCUGCAGCAUACAAGUUGAAAUUACAUGGUUUGAAUGUCACAAUAUUUGAAGCUGAAGGUAGAGCUGGAGGGAAGUUACAAAGCAUUUCACAUGACGGUCUAAUAUGGGAUGAGGGGGCAAAUACAAUGACGGAGAGUGAGACGGAAGUCAGAUGUCUGCUUGAUAACCUUGGGCUUCGAGAAAAGCAACAAUUUCCAAUUUUGCAGAACAAACGCUAUAUUGUGAGAAAUGGAACACCGGUAUUGUUACCAUCAAAUCCCAUUGCGCUGAUAACAAGCAAUUUUCUUUCUGUGCAAUCAAAGUUUCAGAUAUUUUUGGAGCCUUUUUUGUGGAAGAAAAGUAACUUAUCAAAGGUUUCUGAUACACAGGAAAGUGUGGGUGGAUUUUUUCAACGUCAUUUUGGGAAAGAGGUUGUUGAGUAUCUUAUUGAUCCAUUUGUUGCGGGGACAAGUGCUGGAGAUCCUGAAUCACUUUCUAUGUGCCAUGCAUUCCCAGAGCUAUGGGAUCUAGAGAAGAGGUUUGGUUCAAUCAUACUGGGGGCAUUUCGAUCUAAAUUAUCUGCAAGAAAGGAAAAAAGCGGAGGAAUGAGGGAUCCUCCAGCAAAUAAGAAGCGUCAGCGUGGUUCUUUUUCAUUUCUAGGUGGGAUGCAGACCCUAACUGACACGCUAUGUGGAGAGCUUGGCAAAGAUGAACUUAAAUUUCAAUCUAAGGUGCUGGGGUUAUCUUACCGCUGUGAUGAGAAUUCUCCGUUGACAAAUUGGUCAGUUUCUAUUUCCCCCGACCACAAGAAGCAUUCCCAAGAGAAAUCUUUUGAUGCUGUAAUAAUGACGGCUCCACUAUGUAAUGUUAAGGAAAUGAAGGUUACAAAAAGUGGAAGUCCAUUUCUGCUUGAUUUUCUUCCUGAGGUGAGUUAUUUGCCACUGUCAGUUAUUAUCACUACAUUUAAGAAGGAGAAUGUCAAGAGACCUCUUGAGGGUUUUGGAGUUCUUAUUCCUUCCAAGGAGCAACAAUAUGGUUUUAAAAGCCUUGGUACCCUCUUUUCUUCUGUGAUGUUUCCAGAUCGUGCACCCAGUGAUUUAUAUCUCUAUACUACCUUUGUUGGGGGAAGUCGAAAUAGAGAAUUGGCAAAAGCUUCAACGGAUGAGUUGAAGCGCGUAGUAACUUCUGACCUUAGACAGUUGUUGGGUGCUGAGGGAGAGCCGACAUUUGUGAAUCACUUCUACUGGAGUAAAGCAUUUCCUCUGUAUGGGCGGAAUUAUGACUCUGUUAUAAAAGCCAUUGAGAAGAUGGAAGAGAACCUUCCUGGAUUUUUCUAUGCCGGUAACCACAAGGGUGGACUGUCCGUUGGCAAGGCAAUAGCCUCUGGGUGCAGAGCAGCUGAUCUCGUGAUCUCAUAUAUAGAUUCAUCUCUCGUUGAAGACAAGAUCUGUCGUUGAAGACGUAGAAUAUGUAUCCUUAUGGUUGGCUCUCUGUAACAGUGCUACCUGUUUUGCCUUCCUCCUCGUUUAGUAGGGUUGAAAUUACAAAAUUUGUUAAUGAAUGCUACAUUCAUAUCUGGUUCUUCUGAGCUACUUUCUCCUUGUAGAGUAUAUUUUAUGUUUUAUUGAAAUUUGCAAUUCUACAUGCAUAAA